Messenger RNA from Acaulospora colombiana, 445 nucleotides. Lineage: Eukaryota; Fungi; Glomeromycota; Glomeromycetes; Diversisporales; Acaulosporaceae. The record is from the annotation of a GenBank genome assembly.
AUGGAUAGCAGCGAUGGAAGCCCCGGAACUGGGAACGUCAUGUACAUUUCAACUGAGCGGCGUCUAUAAACCACUACAAAAAUUUCUCGAUACAACAACACACACGCCAAAUCAGGUCAUCGCUGCUCAACACGCCUGUCCAUUGGGUCUAUCUGUCGAGGAGUUCCUCGCAUUUGGGCAUCUCCGAGCUGGGAACUGGUUGCAAUGGCGAAAUAUCAUUCGAGCUCUACGAACUCAAUCUCUUACAUUCUCCGAAUCUAGUGUCUACUUCCUGAUCCUUCAAGCGAUUUGGCAGGCAGGAACGACGGGCACUGAAGGCAUCUACCGAGAGGCCCAUAGCGACCUCUUGGAUGAAGAGUUUUGUCUUCAAGCCUUGAAUGAGCUUGAACUUAUAGUUGAUAAUAUCGGUGACAAUUGGAUGCAAGUCUUCCUCUUGGCAUUGGUG